AUGAAAGAUCAGUUUAUCAAAGCUUUGCAAGACUACGAGGUGGUCACCCCAGUGAAAGUGACUGCAGAUGGGCAUUUUCUCUCCUACAGUUUACACCACCAUGCAUCAAAUGACAGAAGGAAAAGAGACUUAAGGAGAAAGGACAACAAAGUGUAUUAUAAAAUCAAGCACAAAGAGAAGGAUCUCUUCUUUAACUUAACCCUCCAUCAAGGAUUGCUGUCCAAUAAUUACAUUCUGGAAAGGCGGUAUGGCAACUACACUGGUGCAAAGGUCAUCCCACAUCUGGAAACUUCAUGUCACUUCACUGGCACGGUGCUGCAGACCCACUUCUGGAAUGGAAGGACAGCAGUCAGCGCUUGCACUGGUCUGACUGGUUACUUCCAUCUUCCUGAUGGAGACUACUUAAUUGAACCCGUGAAGAGCUAUGGGUCAGAGGAAGGGGCUUACCCUCAUGUGGUCUACAGAGCAAACAUCUUUCACAAGGCCUUACGGAAACGACGGGAUACCUGGGUGAAAACGGAACAGACCUGUGGAGUGAACGAAACGGUGGACUUUUUCAAACAGCAAGAGCUUCGGAGGGAGAAGUGGGAAAGAGAGCACAUGAGGAGCAAGGCAACCUCCCGCCGGUCCAUCAGCAGAGAGCGUUGGGUGGAGACUCUGGUGGUUGCAGACAGCAAGAUGAUUGAGUACCACGGAAGUGAAAAUGUGGAACCUUAUAUUCUCACUAUCAUGAACAUGGUGGCAGGGUUGUUCCACGAUCCGAGCAUCGGCAAUGCCGUUCAUAUUGUGCUGGUCCGCCUUAUCCUUCUUGAGGAAGAGGAGCAAGGGCUGAAAAUAGUUCACCAUGCAGAUAAAACAUUAGCAAGCUUCUGUAAAUGGCAGAAGAGUAUCAAUCCCAAAACGGACGCCAACCCCCUGCACCAUGAUGUGGCAGUUCUCCUUACCAGGAAAGACCUUUGCGCCAGUAUGAACCGUCCGUGUGAAACCUUAGGCUUGUCCCAUCUCUCCGGAAUGUGCCAGCCUCACCGCAGCUGCAACAUCAAUGAAGAUUCCGGUCUGCCUUUGGCGUUUACAAUUGCUCAUGAACUUGGACACAGUUUUGGUAUGCAGCAUGAUGGAAAGGAAAAUGACUGCGAGCCGGAGGGAAGACGCCCGUACAUCAUGUCUCGGCAGCUGCAGUAUGACCCCACUCCCCUCACCUGGUCUCAGUGCAGCAAGGAGUACAUCACGCGCUUCCUAGACCGAGGAUGGGGCUUCUGCCUGGAUGAUGUUCCAAAGAAGAAAGACCUGAAGCCUACUUUCAUCGCACCUGGCGUGAUUUAUGAUGUGAACCAUCAGUGCCAACUGCAGUAUGGACCCAACGCAACCUUCUGUGAUCAAGUGGAUAAUAUUUGCCAGACCCUGUGGUGCUUUGUGAAAGGCUCUUGUCGGUCAAAACUGGAUGCUGCAGCAGAUGGAACAAGAUGUGGAGAGAAUAAGUGGUGCUUCACAGGUGAGUGCAUCACGGUGGGCAAGAACCCCGAAGCAGUUCACGGCGGAUGGGGAUCAUGGUCCUCGUGGUCCCACUGCACACGGACAUGUGGGGCUGGUGUUCAGACUGCUGAGAGACAAUGUAAUAAUCCAGAGCCACAGUUUGGGGGAAAGUAUUGCACUGGCCAGAGGAAGCGCUAUCGCAUGUGUAACAUCAAGCCCUGCCCAAGAGCCACGCCAAACUUUCGUCAAAUGCAAUGCAGUGAAUUUGAUACGGUUGCCUACAGAAAUGAAUUCUAUGAAUGGAUUCCAGUUUAUAAUACAGCUAAUCCCUGUGAGCUACAGUGCCGCCCUGUAAACAACCACUUUUCAGAGAAAAUGCUAGAUGCUGUUAUCGAUGGUACGCCUUGCUUUGAAGGGAACAACAGCAGAGACGUCUGUCUUAAUGGCAUGUGUAAGGCUGUUGGCUGUGAUUAUGAGAUUGAUUCCAAUGCAACUGAAGAUCAAUGCGGAGUUUGUCUAGGAGAUGGUUCCUCUUGCCAGACGGUGAAGAUAACAUUCAAUCAAAGUGAAGGAUUAGGUUAUGUUGAUAUUGGCCUGAUUCCGAAAGGCGCAAGAAACAUCCGAAUAGAAGAAGUGGCGGAAGCAGGGAAUUUCCUUGCCUUGCGGAGUGAAGACCCAGCAAAGUAUUACCUAAAUGGAGGGUUUAUUAUCCAGUGGAAUGGAGACUACAAGGUGGCUGGAACCAUAUUUCAGUAUGGGAGGAAAGGCGACCAGGAAAACCUCACUGCCCCUGGACCCACGAACGAAUCUUUGUGGCUACAGCUCCUGUUCCAAGAAAAUAACCCUGGAAUAAAAUACGAAUAUACUGUUCGUAAAGACUGGAGCUCUGAGAAUGAAGUAGAAGAGCCUGAGUAUUUCUGGCAAUACGGAAGCUGGACAGGUUGCAGCGUAACGUGUGGGCGGGGUUUCCAGAGACAAACUGCCCGCUGUGUGAAAAGGGGGAAAGGUGUGGUGAAAAAUGUGUUCUGUGAUCCAGAAACACAGCCAAAUGGAAAGCAAAAGAAGUGCAUUGAAAAAGAUUGUCCACCAAGAUGGUGGGCAGGAGAAUGGCAGAAGUGUUCCACCACUUGUGGUCCAGCAGGAGAGAAGAAACGAACUGUCAUCUGUGUCCAGACCGUGGGGCUCGAUGAGCAAGCAUUGCCUGCUGAAGAAUGCCAACAUCUGCUGAAACCAAAAACACGUCUUUCAUGCAACAGAGACAUCCUGUGCCCAUCUGACUGGACAGUAAGCAACUGGACUCAGUGUUCGGUUACUUGUGGAGGAGGGGUACGGACUCGUAACAUCACCUGUACCAAAAACAAUGGGGAACCGUGUGACAUUUCAAAGAAACCCCAUUCUAGAGCUUUGUGUGGUCUCCAGCAGUGUCUAUCCACCAGAAGAUUUCUAUUGCACCCUAUCAAACUGCACAAUGGAAAGAUAAUCAGGAGAAUUGGAUCUAACCCCAGAAGAGGACCCACAGACAGGUCACCCACCCCAGAACCAAGGCCAAGAAUCCCAGUGACAACAAAAGUACCCGAACCCAUAAAUGUUACUUUGGUACCCAUAUCCAUUAAACCCCUUAUGAACUUUUCUCAACAAGAAGACUUAGAAGUAAAAAUAUUCCAAAAUGCCAGUUCUUCCAGCAUUCAUAAUAAUUCUUCCUACAUAGUUAGUGACAACAGUUCACUGCAAAAUAGCACCUGUGGACCUAUCACAAAUAGUACAAAUGUUUCCAAUUUGACAAACACGGGGAACAUAUCCAGCAUGAAACCCUGCAGUUCUUCAGAAGGUGGCUGCGUCAAUAAGGAGACUCUUACCACUGACGCCAUGGCUUGGGUCAUCUCACCAAGCUAUCAUUUAACUGAAGCACCCAAUUCAUUGACUAACAGUGUUGGUAGAGAAAGAAAAGACAAAACUGAAAGUGAAAGGCCAACAAGAGGAUCCCCUGCUACCACAGCUGGGAAGCCCUCCAGAACCUCACCAACAGCUUAUCAUCUUGACACCUUUAGCCAAGUUCCUGUUACUCCAACAGCAGGAGUAGAAAUUUCCUUGACCACAGUAGGUCUCAGUGGCCUUCGUGUACAAAUAAACACACCCAUAGCAGCAAAUCCUGUCACAGAACAGUCGGCAUUCUUAGAUGAUACCUCGAGAGACACGUCAGCGGAGAGAACAACACCAACAUCCUCUGUCAGUGAAGCUCCUGUGAAGACCACAGAAGGUCCUUUGGUCUGGGACACCACUACGCCAAAAAGUCAGGACAGCGCUUUCAGGACAUUGCCGAAUGUCUCUGAUCAACGUUCUGCAAAGGAGCCCAUGAAUUCACACCUUGAUGCCUACUGGAUGCUGGGGAACUGGAGUGAGUGUUCCACCACGUGUGGUGUGGGGGCUUUUUGGAGAAUGGUGGAAUGCAGCACCAAGAAUGACUCUGACUGCCUGCAUGUAAAAAAACCUGAUCCAGCCAGGAAGUGCUACCUCCGCCCAUGUGCCCAGUGGAAAGUCGGGAACUGGAGCAAGUGCUCCUCCAGCUGUGGGAGCGGCUUCAAGAGCCGCGAUGCUCAUUGCGUCGAUGUUCAUGACAACAGAAUCCUGAGGCCAUUUCACUGCCAGCUAGUAAAACGCAAGCCGCAGCUGAACACCCGCUGUAAUGCAGGGCCCUGUGCGGAGUGGCAUGUGGAACCCUGGAAUGAGUGCUCUGUUCCAUGCGGAGGAGGCACUCAGCAAAGAGCAGUGCAGUGCAUCAGCACUGAAGAGCACGUGGUUAAGGACGGGAGUGUGUGUGAGCACAAGGCCAAGCCUCCAGGCUCUCGGAAGUGCAACCUACACCAAUGCAUGGAGAGACCAGGCUUGCCUUGCAGCAAGGACAGGCUGUCAGCAACUUUCUGCCAGCGAGUGAGAGAUGUUGGUAAAUGUACCAUGCCAUCGGUGCGGAAGCAGUGCUGUUUCACAUGCCUAGGGCCCAGGCUGGUAAUGAAACACCGCCUUCGAAGCAAGCGAACCUGACACGUGGGCAGAGAAACUCGGCUUGCCAAAUCUGACUCUGAAACUCAAGAAUGCGAAAACUCAUGUACCUCUUCCCCCAUGGCCUAUGGAGCCAUCAGCCAGUGGAUUCGACCCUUUCCAAAGCCAGGAGACCCUUCUCUGAUUUUGCAGCGUUGGACUGACUUGUUCUGCAUGCAGUCCUGGAUGGUCCCUGUGUCCUCUCUGGUGCCCUUCGUGCCUCUGCCCUCUCCCUCUUCCUUCUCUCCUUCAAGAGGAAUGAC
This is a messenger RNA of Varanus komodoensis (Komodo dragon), 4772 nucleotides long. It is a transcript of the gene ADAMTS12, whose product is annotated as ADAM metallopeptidase with thrombospondin type 1 motif 12. Gene Ontology annotation, biological process: extracellular matrix organization; proteolysis. Bases 1 to 4512 code for a protein of 1503 amino acids. The transcript is spliced from 23 exons. Gene Ontology annotation, cellular component: extracellular matrix. Lineage: Eukaryota; Metazoa; Chordata; Lepidosauria; Squamata; Varanidae. Gene Ontology annotation, molecular function: metalloendopeptidase activity. The record is from RefSeq and is a predicted model, not a curated record.